Candoia aspera is the source of this 4404-nucleotide messenger RNA. It is a transcript of the gene KRT80, whose product is annotated as keratin 80. The coding region runs from base 85 to 3534 and encodes 1149 amino acids. Gene Ontology annotation, molecular function: structural constituent of skin epidermis. Lineage: Eukaryota; Metazoa; Chordata; Lepidosauria; Squamata; Candoiidae. Gene Ontology annotation, biological process: intermediate filament organization; keratinization. The record is from RefSeq and is a predicted model, not a curated record. Gene Ontology annotation, cellular component: keratin filament. The transcript has 10 exons.
UUCACUGCUGCUCCCCAACCUGCUGCAACUCUCUCAAUAGCUGCUAGCUGGCCUAGUGCUUCCUUGGGUUCCCUCAUCGUAACCAUGACAAGUCAUUCAGGGAACUUCACUGCCAGCUCCCUUACUUCCUCAGAAGCCCCUUGUAGCUGGAGAAGAGAUUGCGCUUCUUCUCAUUCUUCAAGGGAUGGGGCCUGCAGUAGUCCUACCACCGGAGAAGCCAGCAGGCAAAACUUCAGCUCCUCCAACCUCACAGGAUAUGGCUACCAUUAUACAUACCCAAGGGUGUCUGUCAACAAACACCUCUUGGCUCCACUCCACCUGGACAUUGACCCAGCCCUCCAGGAGAUAAGGGCUAAGGAGAAAGAGGAGAUCAAGACACUCAAUAAUCAAUUUGCUGCCUUAAUUGGGAAGGUCCAAAAUCUGGAACAGCACAACCAAGUCCUGCUCACAAGAUGGAACUUUUUGAAAGAACAAGACAACUCCCUUUCUGAUUUGGACAUCAAACUCCUUUAUGACCGGUACAUGAACAAACUGAAUCUCGAAAUCCGAUCUGUUGAUGCGGAGAAAGAACAGCUGGACUCAGAACUUGAUGAAGUUCUAGCUUCUAUGGAUGAUUUCCGAAGCAAAUAUGAAAAAGAAAUAAACAAACGCACCGGGAUGGAAUUCACCUUCACAACACUCAAAAAGGAUCUGGACAAUAGCUUUCUGCACAAAACAGAAUUGGAAAUGAAACUAAAUGGACUUCAUGCUUGGGUGGAGUUAAUGAAUACCAUCCAUGAGAAGGAACUUGAGGAAGUGAUGUCACAAAUUAAAGAUGUUUCAAUUGUGCUGGGGAUUGACAACAACAGAUACAUGCCUGAUCCCCAUAGUAUUGUGGAGGAUGUGAGAGCUCAAUAUGAAGAUUUGGCUAUCAGGAGCUGGGAAGAGUUGGAGGCACUCACCCGAAGCAAGCUGAAUGAAAGAGAAGCAUUAUCUGUUAAGUUUGGGGAUCAUCUCCUUAAUGACCGGAGGAUGAUUGCUGAGUUAAAUAUACAGAUCCAAAAAAUGAGGUCUUGCAUUGUCUCUCUGAAAAGCCAGUGUCUACAUUUAGAGGAUAACAUCAAAGAUGUUGGCCUACAAGGGGAAACAGCCCUCAAUGAUGCCAAAGCAAAACUGGCAAAGUUGGAAGAUGCCCUUCAUAGUGCCAGGCAAGACUUGGCUCAGCUGGUUAAGAAAUAUCAAGAGCUGAUGAAUAUCAAACUGGCCUUGGACAUUGAGAUUCUCACUUACAGGAGACUAAUAGAAGGAGAAGAAAUCAGCAUGGACUCCCCACCACCUGCAUUCAUUAGCAAAAUCUACUCCAGACCAAACUCCUUUUUAUCCAACUCUGGCAUCACAAAUGUCCCAGAUGCAGCAUCAAGAGCAAAAGAUUUGACAAAUAAAAUGAUCCAGAGUGGGAGCAGUUUGGAAACUGGGCUUUCUACAAGUCAUGAUGGUGGAAACAAAGUGGCAUCCAGUGAUGGUUUCUUUAGUUGUCAGGACAAUAGAAGUGGAGGCACUCCAGAUUAUAGCCUUUCUACAAGUUAUACCAGUGAGAGCAGAGACACCUCAGAGGUUUUUAAAAGUCCUAGUUUAGGCAGUCCUUCCAGAAGUAGUAGCAAUAGAAGUGGAAAUUUUGCAGAUAUUGAAGACACCAUGGAAAGCAAUAACUCCAGAAGUUAUGGUCAGUGGAUUGGGAGUAACAGAAGCCAUAGCAGCAGAAGUGGUGAUAACCUAGAAAGCGGCACAAGUGGUGAAAUCAGAGACAUAUCUGAGGGUAGCCUUUCUAGAACCCAAAGAAAUGAAAGUGGAGCCUUGACUGAGACUGUAUUUGCCAGAACCCACAGUGAGACAAGUGACUAUAUCCAAGAGGACAAUGGUUCUGGAAGUCCAAGUCAUAGAAAUGCAGAAUUUUUGUCAUCCGAAUUUUCCAGAACUCAAAGUGGGGAAAGCAAUAAUUCCUCUGGGCCUAGAUAUCAGAGUUCUAGAAAAGAAAGCAUUCCAGAUGGUGACCAGUCUCAAAGCCAAGGCAAUAGAAAUGGAGAGUUUAUAGACAAUGCUUUUGCUAGAAGUCACAGUGGUGAUAUCACAGAAGGCAGCCUUUUUAGAAGUUACAGUGGGACUAGUGCAUCCUAUACAGAAGGUGGCCUUUCUAGAAGCCAGAGUGAUGAAAAUGAACACAGAGACAUCCAUGGAAAUGAAGGAUAUGCUGAGCCUAUGGUUUCUAGAACCACCAGUGCUGAAGAUGGUGGGGUCCCUGUAGGUGGCAUUUCUGGAACCUCUAGUGAGACAAACAGGGACAUCUCAGAGGUCAGCCCAUCUAGAAGCCAGAGUGAUGAAACUGAAUUUAGAGGCAGCCAUGAAGAAUUUGCUGAACCUAAACUUACUAGAAUGAGGAGUGCUGAAGAUGGUGGAGUCCCUGUAGGUGGCAUUUCUAAAAGCAGCAGCACAGCCAGCAGAAAUAGUUCGUUGGGUAGCUUUUCUAAAAUACAAAAAGACCAAAGUCAAGGCUCCACAGAUACUGUCUUUACACAAGCCCAUGCUGAAGGUACACAGGAGGGUAACCUUCAUAAUUAUCCCAGUAAUACUAACACGGCCUUUGUAGAGGGUAGUGUUUCUAGGAGCCUUAGUGGUGACAAAAAAUCUGUCUCAAAGGGUAGUGGCUUUAGAACCCCAAGUAUAAGAAGUACAACUUUAAGUGACAGUGUAUUUAUCAGAACUCCUAGUGUAGAUGAAGAUACGUGUGAGGAGUCAAUUUUAAAAAUUCAUAGUAGGGCAAGAGAAAGUGCUUUGGAAACUAAUAUUUCAGGAGAUCCUAGCCCCAGAAGUGAAGAACUUUCACCAUCUGAUCUUUCUGGACUCCAAACAACAGAGAGUAGAAGUGUCUCAGAUAACAACCCCAGCCUUCAUGGAUGUGGGAGCAAAAGCAAAUCAGAGAGUGGGUUUUCUCAAAACUACAACGGAAAAGAAGGCUUAACCAAAAGUGAUUCUGCCAGAGCAUAUAGCGAUUCAACUAUAGAUGACUCUUCUAGUAGCCAGAAUGAUGGAAGUGAAGGUUUUGUAAAAUCUGUGGUUUCUAGAAUCAACAGAGGCAUUUUGAAAGGUGGUGCCUCCAGAAGUCACAACAGCAGCAGAAGUGGGAGCUUUAAAGCAGCUGACUUGUUACCAAGAAGCUCCAGUGAAGAAAGCCGAGGUAUGUCAGAGGCUAAUAUUUCUAGUGGUGGUGGCAAAGAAAAUGAAAAAUGCACAGAGGGCAGGAUUUCUAGAACCUACAGUUAUAGAUGUGCAGUUAUAUCAUAUCCUAGAACUGAAAGUGCUAAGGCUGAAGAUGUUCCAGAAAGUGAGCUACACAGAAGUCCCAGUUCUGAAAGUGAAAUUUCACCACCUGGAAUUUAUAGAGACCAAAGUGGUGAAAGAGAAAAUGAGUCUGAAGUUGCCCUUUCUAGAAGCUACAGCAGCAAUGAUGAGGUUGCAAUGAAAAAUCAGUGUAUAAGCCAUGAUAAUAGAGAUGAGUGAUGGGCCAGCAUCCUCAAAUACCAUCACCUUGGCCUAUGAGGUUUGUUCUAAUGCAUAUCACUACUUUCCUUCUGGUGAAAUAUGUUGUUAUAUCUCAUCCACCCACAAAGUAGGCGUCUCACAGACAUAGGAAUAGGAAUUGGAUACCACAUUCAGGAAGCUUCAGUUCAUCUAAAGACUGAUGGUUUGUGGAUGGGAAUCAAUAAGGAGGUUUACAUUAUUAACAUUAACGAUUGAAAACAGGACUCUGCAGGCUUGAAGAUGCUGACCCAACCUUCUUUGGCUAUUGUAAUUUGUGAAUCACACUCAGAAUGUUAUUUGAGUCUUUUCAAUGCUAUACUCCAGUGUUUCUCAACCUUGGCAACUUUAAGAUAUGUGGACUUCAACUCCUAGAAUUCCCUAACCAGCAUGGCUGGCUGAGCAUUUCUGGGAAUUGAAGUCCAUACUUCUUAAAGUUGCCAAGGUUGAGAGACACUGCUAUACUGUAUGGUGAGGGGACUAAUACUGCAGUUACAGUACAGGCAUUAACUACUAUACAACAGAACAUAAGCCAACAGUAUAUAGUUUUUUAACCAGUAUUAUUUACUAUACGUUGUUUGUUGUUCUCAUUCUUCUGUUAUUUACAUAUAUUAUACCAAACUUUAAAUAUGCAUUAAAGCAAAUAAUACGAUGGUCUACGAGAAAGUUUAUUAGGUGGAAUCUAGUUAGUAUAUUCUACUGCUGAUCUUUUGGCUGACUUCAAGGUUCCCCUUUUGAGUUGAUCUACUGAAUUCUUAAAGGCAAAAGUUAAUUUUUCAUUUCUUUAGAAGGCUUUGGAGAACCUUGAUGGACACCAGCAAGCCUAGUGGAAACUCACCAGCCAAUUCUUGG